Raphanus sativus (radish) is the source of this 549-nucleotide messenger RNA. RefSeq lists its product as uncharacterized. NCBI's taxonomy places the organism in Eukaryota, Viridiplantae, Streptophyta, Magnoliopsida, Brassicales, Brassicaceae. The record is from RefSeq and is a predicted model, not a curated record. The transcript has a single exon. Bases 158 to 409 code for a protein of 83 amino acids.
CUUCUCUUACUCUUUCUAGACUUAUCUAGCUUUCCUUCUCGUUCCAAAAUCCCAACUAUAUAUAUACUUUAAUCAACCAUUCCCUUCUCGUCAAGAAACAAAAACUCAAAAGCCAGAAGAAAACUAGAUCAAGACAACGAAACAGAAUUCAAGAACGAUGAUGUCGAUCUUUAGCCCUUUCGAAGCUCUUUACGCUGAAUCAAACGGCUUCAAGAUGAAACUCCUAGGUGGCCAGAAACAGAGCUCUGGUGAUAGUCAGUCGCCGGGGGCAGAGCAGCAGAAGAACUACGGGAGGCUUCCGGUUUCAUCAGACAAUGAAGAAAGUAAGAAGGAGAAGAAGAUCCAACCGGUGAGGAUAGCUCCAGAGCUAGACGGUGUUCAUUGUUUUGAAACAAUAUUUCCUUUUUGAUGAUCAUAAUCCAAAAGAAAAAGUUAAUACUUUUCUAUUUUUAUUGAUUAUUUGUAAAAAAAAAAAUUAUCUCCUCUUGUAUAAAGAUUAAUCAUAACUAAUCUUGAAUAAUCUAAAAUUUGGAUUAUUUAUUUUCAAUC